AUGAGUGCAAAUGGCGAGAUAUCCCUUGAUGGCAGGCCUACAAUCAUAGUAGAACACCUCGACCCCGAACUCGAAGACUGGCAAGCAUUGGAGUACAAGUGCAUCUCUGAAGAAUGCACAAACUCAGCUCCUCAGUGGCAUUUUCUCCUCUCAGGACUUCCUUCUGCCUCAGACGUUGGCAAGCAGCUAUCGCUUCCCGCGACGAGUCUCACAGAGCAAAGCGUAGAGACUCUAUACCAGGGCGAUCGACGAAGCAAAGUCUGCCUACUUGACCCGAAGGCUGAGAAGGACUUGAGUCCAGAGGACGGCGAGAGUUUCGAUGUGUUCUUAUUCGGCGGCAUACUGGGAGAUGACCCGCCACGAGAUCGGACUGGCGAGCUGCGAAAGAUGGGCUUCGCCGGACGGCGCCUGGGUACCGAGCAGAUGACGACGGACACUGCCGCGAGGGUUACGAGGAUAGUGGUAGCUGAUCGUCAACACCUAAACGACAUCUCGUACGUCGACCGGCCAGACAUUGCUCUGCCAGCGAGCUCGGGUGAGGGCGAGGCUUCCUCCGAGAGCGUCAGCAUGCCGUUUCGCUAUGUGAAAGGCAAGGACGGGAAGGCGGUCAUGCCGAAGGGCAUGCUUGACCUUCUGGCAAGCGACGCGGACAAGGAUAUCAUGGAUUUGCUUUGA
Saxophila tyrrhenica is the source of this 675-nucleotide messenger RNA. RefSeq lists its product as uncharacterized. Lineage: Eukaryota; Fungi; Ascomycota; Dothideomycetes; Mycosphaerellales; Extremaceae. The record is from RefSeq and is a predicted model, not a curated record. Gene Ontology annotation, biological process: peptidyl-arginine methylation. Gene Ontology annotation, molecular function: protein-arginine omega-N monomethyltransferase activity. The transcript has 4 exons. Bases 1 to 675 code for a protein of 224 amino acids.